CAUCCCCCGCUCUGUGUGUGUGAUGUCUUAGAGUGGAUUUUAAAGAUGGCCGGAGCGGCUCCCGUCUACUGUGUCUGCCGGCAGCCCUACGAUGUGAGCCGGUUCAUGAUCGAAUGCGACAUCUGCAAGGACUGGUUCCACAGCAGCUGUGUGAAAGUAGAGGAGCAUCAGGCAGCUGAUAUUGACCUGUAUCAUUGUCCGAACUGUGAAGUACUACAUGGGCCCUCCCAGUUAAAGAAAAGGAGGAACUGGCAUAGGCAUGAUUACACAGAGCCAGACGAUGGCUCCAAACCUGUCCAAGCUGGAACAAGGACCUUCAUACAACAACUGCAGGCUCGUUCUUUCCCAAGUGCUGAUGAUUUGAUCCUGAAGAUGUGUGGAAGUCAGCUGACACAGAGGUACUUGGAGAAGCAUGGCUUUAACUUUCCCAUCAUGGUGCCGAGGCAUGAAGAUCUGGGUCUCAGAUUGCCUCCUCCUACUUUCUCAGUAAUGGACGUAGAGCGCUAUGUUGGUGGGGACAAGAUAAUUGAUGUCAUUGAUGUGGCAAGGCAAGCUGACAGCAAAAUGAAGCUCCGAAACUUUGUAAAUUAUUUCAUGAAUCCUGACCGGCCCAAAGUAUUAAAUGUUAUCAGUCUGGAGUUCUCUGAUACAAAGAUGGCAGAGCUUGUUAAAGUACCAGAUAUCAGCAAGAAGCUUUCUUGGGUGGAAAACUACUGGCCAGAUGAUUCGGUCUUCACAAAGCCCUUUGUUCAAAAGUAUUGCCUAAUGGGUGUUAAGGACAGUUACACAGACUUUCAUAUAGACUUCGGUGGCACUUCCGUCUGGUAUCAUGUCCUUUGGGGGGAAAAGGUUUUCUACUUGAUCAAGCCCACUGAUGAAAACUUGGCACUGUAUGAAUCAUGGAGCUCUUCCGUUACCCAAAGCGAGCAGUUUUUUGGGGACAAGGUGGACAAAUGUUAUAAAUGUGUUGUCAAACAGGGACAUACUCUUUUUGUUCCAACAGGCUGGAUCCACGCUGUCCUCACCUCUCAGGAUUGCAUGGCCUUUGGUGGGAACUUUCUGCACAACCUAAACAUUGGCAUGCAGCUCAGGUGUUACGAGAUGGAAAAAAGGCUGAAGACCCCAGACCUCUUCAAGUUUCCUUUUUUCGAGGCCAUUUGUUGGUUUGUGGCCAAAAAUCUACUUGAAACUAUAAAAGAACUGCGAGAAGAUGGAUAUCAUCCUCCAAACUACUUAAAGCAUGGCGUGAAGGCAUUAAGUACUGCUCUGAAGAGCUGGAUGAAAAAAGAAUCUGUAGCAGAGCAUGCAUUUGAAAUCCCGGAGAAUAUUCGACCGGGGCAUCUCAUUAAAGAACUUUCUAAAGUAAUUCGUACAGUUGAGGAAGAAGGCAGCAAGCCAGUUAAAUCUCAGGGAAUCUACAAUCUGUGCCCGCUCUCCCAAUCCUCAGAGGAUAAAUCAUCACAUCAUUCCAAACGAAAAGCAAGAACACUCCGGGACCAUUCCAGCAAAACUCCCUCCAACCUAGAUAUCUUGGAGCAUCACACCAGAGAGGUCCUGAAAAGGUUGGAAAUGUCCCCUUGGGAAGAGGAUGUGGACAGAGCGAAGUUGAAUAUAAGGUUUAAUAAACCAAUGCAACCAUCUAUAGCAGAGCCUGAAAAAAAAAUGAGGGACAAUGAUAUCCGCCUCGUGGUUUCAAAUGGAAGAAUAAUUAGAGAUGAAAGGCAACCCUUUACUGAUAGGAGCCUUUACACUGCAGACAGUGAAGAUGAAGAUGACCGAGCAAGGUCGAAAAAGUCAAAGGAUAUCACAGUUGAGAAGCCAUGCUCUAGCUCAGAGGUUGAUGAUAAAGCAGAAAUCCAGAAACCACUAAACAUGUUUUUUGAAAGUGUCAAAUCAGAGCUCAGGAACGGAUCAUCAGAAUAUUCAGAUAUCUCUGAUUCUGAAGAAUCCGAAGCCAGUUGCACUAAUGAGAAAAACUCAUCAGAGGAGUCUGAAAGCUCAGGUGAUGAGGAGCAGCAGGAAACCCUUCCUAAAUAUAAGGAAGAUCACUCAGAGAAAGAACUAACAUGUGAUCUGAACAUACAAUGGUCUGCAACUAAAAAUCAAGCUAAAAGCAUGGAGGAAGAAGCCAUACAGGGCAUGCUUUCUAUGGCAGGAUUGCACUACACAAAUCUACCCACAGAGGCAAUGGGCACUACCUGCAAAAUGGGCAGAGAUUAUCCACAUCUACACAUCAAAGUCUCCCAGGGAAGCAACCAGGACAAACUUGAUUCUUGCAGCCAAAUAUCCACAAGUAUUGGUCAGCAUGUCAACCAGGAUACAGAAAUGGCAACUCCAGGAUGGAUUCGGCAGCUGGAGACUUCAUGCAGGCAAAGUGCUCAGGAUUCCUGUAAGCUUCCCAAGGCCCAGAGGGAAGACCUCUCUCCUGACGAGUGUAUGAAGCCGCGAAAGAUCAAGCGCUUCUCAGAAAGUGAGAGCUGGGACUCCAGCAGCUAUCUGCCCGAGAAAUACGACCAGGAGUCCAGUCCAAGUCCUGAAGACUGUCAUCUGAGUGACGGCAGCCUCAGUCCAGACAGAAUAUAUGGAGACACGUCACCACUUGUGCCCCUGCACCCUACAAAGAGACCCGCCUCAAACCCGCCUCCUAUUAGUAAUCAGGCAACUAAAGGUAAACGGCCAAAGAAAGGAAUGGCAACAGCCAAACAGCGCCUUGGAAAAAUAUUGAAGCUCAACAGACAUGGCCACGCACGCUUCUUUGUCUGACAUCAUGAUUUCUAGUAAUCUUUCCUACACAUAACAGUAUUGGGGCAAGUAGGGGCCUGGAGCUCCUUCAGUUCCUCUACCAACUUGGACUUCCAAGUACCACGAUAUACACUGCCUGACGAACAAAUAGCGUUUCCUUUUUUUAUUUUUAUUUUAUUUCUUAUUUUGAGCUUUCACUGUGCCACACCCACUCAGCAAUAACCGGAAGUGAAUAUUGGAUCCGGAACUCAAGGAAUUGUGUGGUGAAAGGAGAGAGCCCCUUUACUUCUUGGGGCUGUAAUGGAACUAGUUGCUUUGAUUACUUUUUUUAAUUAUUAUUAUUAUUAUUAUUAUUUUUGGCAGGAUUGUGCAGCUGAGGGAGGGGGGAGGGAGGGGGUGAGUAAAAUGGCAUGGGUGCUUGGUGGUCUCUUUAAUAAUUUAUUUCAACAGAUUUUUAAAUGAUUUUGCUUCCUGAAAAUCAUAUAUGAUUUUUGUCUUAUUUAUUUGGCAGAUUUUUUUGGAGGGUCUUAUUAAUUUUAGAUUUUAAGUAAUGUGAAGGUUUUUUAUUUUUAUUUUUUGUUUUUUUUUCAGUGUUUUUAAUACUUUAAUGUGUGGUGGAAGGGAGGGCCACAGAAAGGGGAGUUUUUCUGUUUUUAAACUUGAUAUUCAGGUUGUAGUCUUAAACAGGGAUUUGAUGCAUUUUUUAUUUUUAAAUUAAGGCAUAUGAAAUCCAUAUUAUAUUGUUAUUGCUGUUUGAUACCUUUUUUUAAUAAGCUGUUUGCUAUGUUGCAGCCAAGCUAAAAUCAAACACUGUAUUUUAUUCUUAAAUGGGAGUGGAUUUUCUUCACGAGAUGAAUCAUGGCUUUUUCUGGAAGAAAUAAGGGCUAAGCUAAUUUACCAUGCUUAAAGAUUGCUUUUUACCAGUUAACUUGGAUUAAAAAAAAAAAAGAAAAGAAAAAAAAAAAGAAAGAAAUGUGCAUGCUCUCAGUGCAUCGCAAAUUCCACGAGCAUUGAUGGAGUGAAAAAGUUGGUGCUAGACAAAGAUGUUGGCAUUCUGUCACUAUUGCAGUGUACACUUGACUAUUCCAGUUGAUGAAAGUGUUGUAAUGCCACAUAUGGAAAACUAACUUUCUCAUAACAGACAUGGAGUUUUUGCAUAUUCUAGAACGACUGUUUAUCUCCAGUCUCAUUAGACUAUAUAGAGGAAAAGAAAUAAUGAAAACCAAGGUGCAAGACCAUACGUUUGAUGCGUAUGUUAUCUGAUGUCAGUUUUUAUUUUUUGUUAAAAAAAAAAAUGUUUUUGUUUUUUGUGUGGAAAAAGCUUUAAUUCAAUGAUAUGGACAUCAAGUAAAGUGAGCAGCCUUUCAAUACAAACCACAAGGAUCUCAGGGUAAUGAAUUUGGAAAAUGGCUAAAAGUUGCCAUUUACUUGGGAUUUUAAUCUUUGCAGUCAUGUUGUGGCGUUCUGACUCUUUCACCCCCCCCCCCCACGUGGCAUGACAUUGUCAUACCAUCGGCUCAUGUAAGGAGAAAGGACUGCUGUGUUCUGAGCCUCCCAAUUCUAUAGAUAUUUUUUUAUGUAACUCUCAUAGUUUUCUUUGGUGUUUGGUUUAUUUUAUUUGUUUUUGUUUUUAUUUUUUUGUGUGUACACCUUCAGUCACAUCGUUGUGCCAGUCUCUGCAAUUGCAAAACACAUGCCAGUCUUGAUUUUCUUGUAUAUAAUGCUGAUUCUAGAUUUUGUAUUUUCUGUAAUAUAAAAAUUAAAUAUUUAACUUGUUCCUCCCCCUUUACUUAA
This is a messenger RNA of Pelobates fuscus (common spadefoot toad), 4536 nucleotides long. RefSeq names its product lysine demethylase 7A (gene KDM7A). The coding region runs from base 46 to 2763 and encodes 905 amino acids. Gene Ontology annotation, molecular function: histone demethylase activity; transcription coregulator activity. Gene Ontology annotation, biological process: regulation of transcription by RNA polymerase II; protein demethylation. NCBI's taxonomy places the organism in Eukaryota, Metazoa, Chordata, Amphibia, Anura, Pelobatidae. The record is from RefSeq and is a predicted model, not a curated record. The transcript has 20 exons.